Truncatella angustata is the source of this 743-nucleotide messenger RNA. RefSeq lists its product as uncharacterized. The record is from RefSeq and is a predicted model, not a curated record. NCBI's taxonomy places the organism in Eukaryota, Fungi, Ascomycota, Sordariomycetes, Amphisphaeriales, Sporocadaceae. The transcript has 2 exons. The coding region runs from base 246 to 665 and encodes 139 amino acids.
GGAAAUCGCCCACUGUCUGCGUAUCCCACUCUUCACAACAGCGAACCCCACUCUGCCACUAUACAUUCUGGAGGAGUUAUACUGUAGAAUAGCACAUCCCCCACUUCUGACCAAUCAGCAUAAUAUUGAUAUUUAACCUCAUCGUCUGAGUGAAUGGCAGCUGUGAACUGUGUGAGUACGUUUCGGUUUCAUUCUUAUACCCCUCUGAGGACCCUGAUUGCUCCAAAAUUGCAGCCUCAACAACAAUGACCUCGCAAGCAGUACAAGAGAUAACCGCAACCUUGCAUGCCUACGGAUCGGCGCUGAAGUCACGGGACGUUGGAAAGGCCAUCUCCUUAUACACAAGCGACGGCGUGAUCCUCGCUCCACAUUUCACCGCCAGCGUCGGCACUCAAGCCCUGCGAGACUCUUACACGCGGAUCUUUUCCAGUGUGGCAUUGGAGAUCGAGUUCACCAUCGAGGAAGUUGUGAUUGCUGGGCCGGAAUGGGGCUUCGCGCGCACAACGGCGGAGGGGACCAAGACGAUGCUUGCCACGUCGGAGUCAGAGCCGCAUUUGAAUCAGGAGUUGUUCAUCAUGAGGAAGGAGGAUGGGCAGUGGAAGAUUGCGAGAUAUGCGUUCUCGAGUAUGAAGCCACUGAUACAAAACGGGGUGAGGAGAAGUUGAUGUGGGAUGAUAUCGGAAUAUGAUUGAUAUCCAGUCGUAACAUGAAAGCACUCUGGUAGUUCAAAGAUAAUUCAAGGG